AUGGUAGACACAACUGCGAACACCAAUGACGAUUCUGAUUUCCAACUUUAUCGUUACAACCCGAGUAUGGGUGCUGCCAUCUUAUUCAUCAUUUUAUUUGCUAUAUCCAGUGUGGCUAUUAUCAUCUUUAUUUCAGAAAGAGCAUUGAAGGCAAAGAAUAAACUUCGUUCAUGGAAAAAAAUAUCAGAUAAUGCGGAAACUGCAUUGAGGUUUUAUAAAAUCAGCAAACUAUAUGGUGCCUAUAUUCCACUUAUUGUAGGCUGUAUCGUAGAACUAAUUGGGUAUAUUGGUAGAGCUAUCUCCGGUAACGAUAAAGAAGCUUUAGGUCCAUAUAUCAUGCAAAGUGUGUUAUUAUUAAUUGCUCCUACAUUAUACGCUGCAACCAUUUAUAUGCUCUUUGGUAGAAUGGCACAUUUACUGUUUGCUGAAAGUCUUAUGAUUAUGCCCGCAAGAUUCAAUACCUUGAUCUUCGUCUUAGGAGAUAUUGCGAGUUUGUUUAUGCAAGCCGCUGGUGGUGGUUUAAUGGCAAGUGCAGAUUCAGCCAAAUCAGGAUCUAAUUUAGUUACUGCUGGUUUGUUUGUUCAAAUCGCAUUCUUUGGGUUAUUUAUCAUUAAUGAAUUCCUAUUUAUUUUCAGAGUUGGAAAACUUCCAAAUCCAAUUCAAUCUAGGUGCGCCAGUUGGAAAUCCUUAAAUAUGGUACUCAUAGUUAAUAGUUUUCUGAUUUUGAUUAGAUCUAUUGUCAGAGCAAUUGAAUUUAUUGAAGGUUUUGAUGGUUUUAUCGCUUCACAUGAAUGGUACUUAUAUGUUUUUGAUAGUUUACCAAUGUAUGCCCUUACCGUUAUAUCCAUUGCAACUCUGAAAUGGAAUAAUAUCUUCAGAAUUCAAGAGGAGUCUGUCAAUGCACAAAUACAUGUUGGUCCCUUACUCCAGCCGGUCGGAAGCACCGAUUAUGUUCUAUCCAAUCACAAAUCUGAAACGAAGGGAUUCAAAGAAAGUGAGUACGAGCAAUAUAAUUAA
Naumovozyma dairenensis CBS 421 is the source of this 1017-nucleotide messenger RNA. RefSeq names its product Rta1p (gene RTA1). Lineage: Eukaryota; Fungi; Ascomycota; Saccharomycetes; Saccharomycetales; Saccharomycetaceae. Bases 1 to 1017 code for a protein of 338 amino acids. The record is from RefSeq and is a predicted model, not a curated record. The transcript has a single exon. Gene Ontology annotation, cellular component: membrane.